GGGAGGAGGAGGUCUGUCAGUCUCGCGCGUUGCCUGGGCGAAGGGGGCGGAGCUUUGGCGUGGAGCGGCCAAUAGUGGGGGUGGCUGCGUGGGUCGCCAUGGGGACGGGGCUGUUCCCGAGGAGGCUGUGAUGGGUUGACAGGUGCGUGACAGUGGGAGCUGCUCUCGGCACAAGCAUGUACGGCAAAGGCAAGAGUAACAGCAGCGCCGUCCCGUCCGACAGCCAGGCCCGGGAGAAAUUUUGCCCAUGGAACCAACUUCCUUGGAGUCAGUUGAAUAAUCUUGGAUUGGUAGGACCAGUUUUUCCCCAAAGGUUAGCACUCUACGUAUAUGAAUAUCUGCUCCAUGUAGGAGCUCAGAAAUCGGCCCAAACAUUUUUAUCAGAGAUAAGAUGGGAAAAAAACAUCACGUUGGGGGAGCCACCAGGAUUCUUACAUUCUUGGUGGUGUGUAUUUUGGGAUCUCUACUGUGCAGCUCCAGAAAGACGGGAAACAUGUGAACAUUCAAGUGAAGCAAAAGCCUUCCAUGAUUAUAGUGCUGCAGCAGCUCCCAGUCCAGUGCUAGGAAACAUUCCCCCAGGAGAUGGCAUGCCAGUAGGUCCUGUACCACCAGGGUUCUUUCAGCCUUUUAUGUCACCUCGGUACCCUGGAGGUCCAAGGCCCCCAUUGAGGAUACCUAACCAGGCACUUGGAGGUGUCCCAGGAAGUCAGCCAUUACUUCCCAGUGGAAUGGACCCAACUCGACAACAAGGACAUCCAAAUAUGGGUGGGCCAAUGCAGAGAAUGACUCCUCCAAGAGGAAUGGUGCCCUUAGGACCACAGAACUAUGGAGGUGCAAUGAGACCCCCACUGAAUGCUUUAGGUGGCCCUGGAAUGCCCGGAAUGAACAUGGGUCCAGGUGGUGGCAGACCUUGGCCAAACCCAACAAAUGCCAAUUCAAUACCAUACUCCUCAGCAUCUCCUGGGAAUUAUGUAGGUCCUCCGGGAGGUGGAGGGCCACCAGGAACACCCAUCAUGCCUAGUCCAGCAGAUUCAACCAACUCUGGAGACAACAUGUAUACUUUAAUGAACGCAGUACCUCCUGGACCUAACAGGCCUAAUUUUCCAAUGGGCCCUGGUUCCGAUGGACCCAUGGGUGGAUUGGGAGGAAUGGAGUCACAUCACAUGAAUGGCUCUUUAGGCUCGGGAGAUAUGGACAGUAUUUCCAAGAACUCUCCCAAUAAUAUGAGCCUGAGUAAUCAACCGGGCACUCCAAGGGAUGAUAGCGAAAUGGGGGGAAAUUUCUUAAAUCCUUUUCAGAGUGAGAGUUAUUCCCCUAGCAUGACAAUGAGUGUGUGAUCCAUUACCAAGUCUCCUCAUGAAAACCACAGUGAGUCAGCCCUUCACAGAACUACUAGGGAAGAAAAUUAUUCAUCACAGUGUACAGUUAAACAAAGGAAUCUCAGUCACACCAAACCAACCUUUUUAUUUCCUGCUCUCUCCCCUAUUUUGUGAAGAAAGCGGGUCCAAAUGUGAUUCAAACAACUGUACGGAGCGGCAUAUUAGAAUUGCCCUAAAAUGAACUGCAAAUAAUUAUCUGUGUAUGUAUAUGUGUGGGAAAGAGGAUGUAUUGUAUAUGUGUAUGUUAUAUGGACAUAUACACAUGCAUACAUUGGCCCACAGGACAUUGUAAAAUACUAUCACAAUGACAUCUUAAGUAGAAAUGAGUAGGGACUUUUAUUCCAUCCUUUUUUUUUUUCACGUUUACAUUUUAAUUAUUAAAAGUUGCUCCUGCCCCUCCCUGAACUAUUUUGUGCUGUGUAUAUCACUGCUUUAUAUAAGUUAUUUUUUAAGGUGAACUCAGAUGUUAUGGUUUUGUAAAUGUCUGCAAUCAUGGAUAGGAAUAAAAUCGCUUAUUUGA
This is a messenger RNA of Eptesicus fuscus (big brown bat), 1899 nucleotides long. RefSeq names its product single stranded DNA binding protein 2 (gene SSBP2). The record is from RefSeq and is a predicted model, not a curated record. Gene Ontology annotation, biological process: positive regulation of transcription by RNA polymerase II. Bases 177 to 1337 code for a protein of 386 amino acids. Gene Ontology annotation, molecular function: single-stranded DNA binding; protein binding. Lineage: Eukaryota; Metazoa; Chordata; Mammalia; Chiroptera; Vespertilionidae. The transcript has 18 exons. Gene Ontology annotation, cellular component: nucleus.